AUGUCUGAAAAACAAGUUCCACCAUUGAAUAAUUCGUCAUUAUCAGCUAAUUUAUCUCCUGCAGAUAGCUUAAAGGCUAUUAUUGAUGACAAUUAUACAUAUACACCUCCAGAACUCGAUUUUUUCAAUCAAGAUUGGAAUACAUUACAAAAUAUAGGCAGAUUAAUUUCAAAAUCCUUAAAUAAUAUCCAAGAAGAGCCAAUUAGUCCUGAAUUUGGACGCUUACUUGAUCUUUCAAUUCGAUUUUUUGUAAAUGAAACUCUUAAAGUCCAAACAAUCUCAAGUACGAAGCUCUAUCUACAAAAUUCAAACGGUCCAAAGUCACUUACCAGCUUACAAAACCAAUUAUUAAUUUUUGGACAAGAAAAUGAUCGUCUUUUAUCAAAAAUCAAGGAACUUAGUCAAGAGCUUGCAGAUAAAGAGAAAAUUCUUUCCGAAAAAGAGAUAAAUUCCUCACAAAAUCAACCAAAUUCCGAAAAUUCCAGUUUGAAAACGAAACUCCAAACAGUAAUUGAUGAAAACAAGAAGCUCUACGACCAAUUACAGAAGAAAGAAGUCCAAUUAGAGAAAACGAAACAUAAUAUCUCAUUACAACGCAGCAAAAUUGCAGAACUCGAAGCAGAACUUACAGAAAUGAAGUUAAAUGGUGGCCAGAAACCAAAUCCUCAUCGUCCACGCUCAAGUUCCUUUUCAUAUACUCAUAAUCCAGUGAAUGAUCAAACAGAAAUCACCGUAGAACUACCAAAUGAUGUCUCCACAUCACCAUCCUACGAACAAGAGGCCAUUGACAACAUUUCCAAGGUCGAUGCAGAGCUAAACGAGCAACAACAAGAAAUAGAUGAAGCAAACAAUUUAAUGUCACGUUUUCAAGCGACCAUUUUAGAAGAUGAAUCAUUAUUGAACGAGCACGAGCGUCAAUUGAAAGAAUUCGCCAAUGAUGCAGGUUGUUUAGAGUAUGAUUUAGUGUCAAUGGACAAAGUUUUGAGUUCAUUGUCAAAAUCGAACAAAAUUUUCAAAAUUGACAAUGAAAGAAUGUCAUCAUUGAUAAAUGAGAUCAGAUUAGCCAUUGGCCAGAGUGUUCCUCUUGAGAACAUACCGAAAAGAAUCAUAGAACUCAAGAGGAAAAUCAAAUCCCUUGAAAACGAAGAAGAAAACCAAACAAAAAAGGUUUUGUCAAGUUUAGUUCUGUUUUUGACAAAAAUUUUGGAAGGAAAAGACGAAAUUAUAUUCGGUCAACAAACAGUUCUUAAAUCAGACAAACAAACAAGAGAUAAAAUUAAAGAUGCAAUUCAAAAAUCUCUAUCGUUUGUCGUGUCAAAUGACGGUUUUCCACUUUUUGAAAGUUCUUCAGGUGAUGAAUCCGCAACAACCGAAAUUCUUAACAACUUGACAAUACAGAACAAUAGUAAUGUACAUGCUGUUAUUUUGUUGUUAUCAGCUGUCAAUGGAAAGCUAAUUUCUCUUUUGAGAAAUUCGCAAAAAACAAUUGAAAAAAUUACAAAAUUUUUUUCUAUUCCAAUUGACACUUUUUGUAAGAAUAUUUCACUUAUUUUUAGAAGGAUUGAAACAACACUUUUAACAUUCAAAAAACCAAAAAGCAGUAAUAUGAUUGAAAACAUGAAAAAUUACAUUGACUCUGUUGAUGUUUUGAUUAAAAACAGUGAACUUGAAUUAAGACCAAUUGUUGAAGACAGAAACAUUAAUAUUUGUGAUGUUCCAAUUGUUGUCAAAACCGUUUUAGAAUCACAAAAGAAAGAAAAUGAAGAAAACAAAGAAAAAAUUGAAAAAUUAAGAAAAGAAAAAAAGAAUCAAGAGGAUUCUAAAGCAGAAAAAGAGAAACUAAAAGAAGAGAUUGUUAAAUUGAACAAUUUCAACAAUGAAUUGGAAGAAACUAUUUCAACUCUUCGAGAGAAACUUGAAAAUGCAGAACAAAAAUUUCAAAAUGAAAAAUAUAAAAGUGACAGAUUAAAGAUUGCAAUGAAAAACAGGGAAGAAUCAUUCCAAAAGAGAGCAGAUAGUCUUCUUCAGAUAGAAAAGGAAAGAUAUGAUGACGAGAUCAAAAGGAAACAAGAAAUUUGGGAUCGUCAAAAACUUAUUUAUGAAUCAAGAGUUUCACAUUUAUCUGCAAAAAUUGAAGCAUCAAAAGACUCAGAUUUGUCACUUUUAUCUGAUGAAAAAUCUGUUUUAUCUGUUAAUGCAAGGUCCCUUGGAAAUAUCCUUUGCAAGUGCUUUACAAUCAAAGGAGAAUGGACUGAUGAUAAAGUCACAAAGGCUGUUAUGAAAUUGGUUGACAUCGUUCGUAAUUUAGAAUAUGAAAAAAUUUCAAACAAAAUAUAA
This is a messenger RNA of Trichomonas vaginalis G3, 2337 nucleotides long. RefSeq lists its product as uncharacterized. The record is from RefSeq and is a predicted model, not a curated record. The transcript has a single exon. The coding region runs from base 1 to 2337 and encodes 778 amino acids. Lineage: Eukaryota; Parabasalia; Trichomonadida; Trichomonadidae.